Molecule: messenger RNA, 2761 nt
Organism: Hermetia illucens (black soldier fly)
Lineage: Eukaryota; Metazoa; Arthropoda; Insecta; Diptera; Stratiomyidae
Gene: TAF1B
Product: TATA box-binding protein-associated factor RNA polymerase I subunit B
Exons: 4
Coding region: 151-2667 (838 amino acids)
Biological process (GO): RNA polymerase I preinitiation complex assembly; nucleolar large rRNA transcription by RNA polymerase I
Cellular component (GO): RNA polymerase I core factor complex; RNA polymerase transcription factor SL1 complex
Molecular function (GO): RNA polymerase I core promoter sequence-specific DNA binding
Source: RefSeq, a predicted model, not a curated record
CCAAUCAGCUGGUUGGUUGAUAGCAAGUUGUUAUCUUCGCAAAACAAUAACAAAUUAACGUCAAAUGUGCUUGUCAAUGUGGACCACGGGGCGUCGUUUGCCGGCUAGUAAACACAUUUAUUUAAGGAUAAGUCAUUGAAAGGAUACGCAAUGGCCGAAGUUCAGGAUAAAUGCGAAAUUUGUGGAGAAACGCAAUUCACUGCUAAGGAAGGAUUCUUUUACUGCAACGAGUGUGGGGCACAGUCACAGAAUAUCCGUGAUCUUGAGGUUGACCAGGCGGGAAUUGAGGAAUCACAAGUGUUUUUUAAGUCGUUGAAAGUUACCCAAGUGAAAGCCGAAAAACCUCAACUGACAACAUGGGAGUGCUUCAACUACUUCCUCCGGGGUCUUGUUGAUGAAUUAUUGAACUUUGGAGCUAAGGAAGAAUUUAAAUUGACCGUCUUACAAUUGUGGACAGCAUAUUUAAGAAAGUGCGAAGUGGCAUUUUUCAGUAAAAAAGAAGGUGAAUUACCCAGAUUGGGGCCGAAAUACAGUGAAAGAGAUGCUACUGCUAUAUACAAUCAUAAAAAGAUACGUCAGAAGCGGGUACGAGAUAGUGAAGCUGGGAGUGAAAAGGCGAAAUUCACAAAACGAAAAAGAAAACAUGCCAAAGCGGAGUAUGAAGCGUUAUCAGAAUCAAUGAGUGCUCCGAGUACUAGUCAAAAUUCCUCCUCUUCUGCCGCAUCAAAUCGUGCAAUUCGGUUGCAGUUUUCCCGAGCGGCUAGAAACUUCUAUAAGCGCUUUAUGCCCGCCAAACACUUGAAUAAACACGAAGCAGACAGUACAUAUGAACUUCGGUGCCACACGUUACAUUCUUAUAAGUUUCCCCCUGGAAGAAUAGGACUUGAAAGAUUGUCACGAAAAAUUAUAUUCUCCUUAAUUUAUUUAGCUUUAAAUUUAAUUGGAGAUGAUAUUCAGUUGUACGAUUUACUGCGAUUUUCACGAGAAGGACAUUUGUCCACUGUGAAGUUCUCCCACUUUUUUCCAGAAGAUAUCGCCCAGGAUUGUAUGGAAGUCAUGACCAACCCGCAGUAUUAUGGAUGGACAUUUUUUCGUAGUGCAAUAAUAAGAAAUACAACGGCGAACUUAUUACGUUUUAUACAUGUACCUGAGCUACGGCUUCCUAAUAUAACUAAGAUGGCAAAACGAUUCAUAACGGAUUUAAGUUUGCCAGCUGAACUUAUUUCGUUUAUUGAGCGGUUGUAUAACCUUCACCCUCCUAAGAUGGUAUAUAAAUUUGGCGACGCUAUGACUCCUUGUUUCGAAGGGAGAGCUAUGGCGUAUAUUAUUUUUACUUUAAAGUUGCUGUUUGUUUUGGACGGGGAAGCGGAUUUGAUGAUAUCAAACUCAGCGAAAGCCGUGAAUAUUGAAUUGAAGAGGUUGAAUGAGGAUGACAAACAAUUGUUCGUUUGGGAAGAUUGGGUUCAGUACAUUGAAAUGCGUAAAUUAAUUUUAACACAAUGUCACUAUCAUACGAGUGUUCAUUUGAAUGAGAACAUAAAUUACGAUCAAUACAUUGAGCAUCUAAGGGAAGCCUAUGAAACUCCCUAUGAAGACUUGGUGAAAUAUAAACGAACCAACCUGAUCACGAUGGAGAAAAUUUUUGAUGAUCUACACACUAAAUUGAAAAAGAAGAAUCCAAAAGAUCAAAUUCCAUCGCUGAAGUGUGCAGCUUCACUGACUCCUUAUAGUUCGUAUUUAAAUUACAUUUUAGGUGAUAGCACACUUGCAAACAAAUUAUUUAUCCCUGACUUCAUGCGCGAUGAUCCUGCCACAAAAGACAUUAAACCAUUCGUUUACGCGAAAGGUUUGAAAACGCUUUUAAGAAGCAAUAAAAUUAAGUUGAUUGUGAAGAAAAUAGGCAUUUCAGUUCCGACGAAAACAAUCGGCAUUUUCAGUUCUUAUCCAUUUCAUGAAAAAGCCCGAAUAGCAAAAACUGUCCGAUUACGCACGGUUGAAUUUGAUAUUGGAGAGAAUGAGUGGGUAAACAAUGCGAAAGCUGCAUCACAACCCCCAGAUAUUUUUACAAAGACUGAAAGAGAAUUUAAAGAACCCAAAAGGCCUCGAGUAUCCAAAAAAUCGACAAUGGAUCUCAGAAAAAUGGUUAUAAACAAGGAGAUCUGCCGUGUACCUGCGGAUGGUAUGUCGGUUCAUUCAUUCGAUGUCUACAGUGAACAGAAUAUGGAACCUCUUCCCGAAGAUAUGGUCCAUAAACAGCCUCGACAAUUUGAGACUGAAAGUAUUCUAACAAAUCUUAGUGAUGAAGAAACUGAGAUCGAUAAAGAAGAACGCACGCAGGAUAAACCUGAAACAAUUCGAACGGUAGAACUGAAAGUUUCAAAUUUUGAUUGUUGGAAUUUCACGGGUAUAAAUAAGUAUUUUCACGUUGACGAGAUAGAACGAAUUGAGAAGAAAUUGCCGAAAAUUUUCUAUUGGUUGCUGAAGACCUGCGCUGAGAUGAUUGAAGUUGAUAUAAUUGACCUGUAUCAAGAGUUGUUAGCAAUUGAGAAUCAGUUUCUGUAUGCAUUGGAACCAUUGGAUGAUUUUCGGAAUGUUUUAGCUUAUAAGGAAGUAGCGGGUGAUAGAGAAAUUAAAAAAGUUAUAGACUUUUACAAAAAUUUGUGGUAAUUGUAAAUAGUGUUAAUAUAUUUAUGAGUAUAUGUUGAAUGUAUGCUUUUUAAAAUAGUUGUAUCAUUUUUUUUAAUAAAACAAAUGAAAAGGA